AUGAGGCCUGCCCUCAAAGAGGAGACAGACAAGGUUGCAAUACAAUGUGAAGAGUGGAGGAAGUCCUGGGUGAAGAAAGAACAUUUAGAAGAGAUCAAGGGAGGCUUAGAGGGCUUCCUGGAGGAGGUGACACUGGAGCCGACUUCUGCCAAGUACACUAGCAGUGAGCCAGGAAAGGCCCUGGAAGGGAUGAGGGAAAUCAAAGAGAGCAAGGGGCAGAGCACGUGGAAGAAAGAAGUGAGGCCAGGGGAGGAGACUGAAGCAAAGCAGCAGCCUGACCUCGUCUACUUGGAGAAAAACAGGAAGCUGGGCUCUGCCAGGAAUCGGAACACACCCUUCCUCAGCUCUGGGCUGGAGGAUGCUGCAGUGAUUGCCGGGAGGGGCGGAAGCACGGAGCCGCCCCUCGGGAGCGUGGCGAGUCUGUCCAGGGCGCCGCAGCAAUGGGCCACUUUAGCCCGAGUUUGGUAUCUCCUAGAUGGGAAGAUGCAGCCCCCUGGCAAGCUUGCUGCCCUGGCAUCAGUUAGACUUCAAGGAUUGCAUAAGCCUGUGUACCGUCAACUGAGUGACUGUCGGGAUCAUAUUGUCAUCAUGAACACAAGGCACAUUGCCUUUUCUGGAAACAAGUGGGAGCACAAAGUGUUGUCCUCACACUACCCAGGUGGAUUUAAACGAGUAACAGCGGCUCAGCUUCACCAGAAGGAUCCAGUAGCCAUUGUAAAACUAGCUAUUUAUGGCAUGCUGCCAAAAAGCCUUCACAGAAGAACUCUGAUGCAGAGGCUGCAUCUUUUCCCAGAUGAAGAUAUACCAGAAGAUAUUCUUAAGAAUUUAACAGAAGAGCUUCCUCAACCACGAAAAGUGCCCAGAUGUCUAGAUGAGUACACGCAAGAAGAAUUAGAGGCUUUUCCAAGAGUUUGGUCUCCACCUGAGGAUUAUCGGCUGUAG
Molecule: messenger RNA, 942 nt
Organism: Capra hircus (goat)
Lineage: Eukaryota; Metazoa; Chordata; Mammalia; Artiodactyla; Bovidae
Product: 39S ribosomal protein L13, mitochondrial-like
Biological process (GO): negative regulation of translation; translation
Cellular component (GO): mitochondrial large ribosomal subunit; ribosome
Molecular function (GO): structural constituent of ribosome; mRNA binding
Source: RefSeq, a predicted model, not a curated record